AUGUUGCUGAGAAUUUUAAGAUUCAAGCCAGCACAAUAUCACACCUUGCAGGAGCGCAAGUUCGAGACAGGAAGAGGAGCUGCUGAACAGCACAGGGCCGAUGCUAGGGGCAUGUUGGACAGCCACAAGUCAUGGGGCAAAUCAACAAAGGCUAGCAUUGAUAAGAAAGUGGCAGCAUUGCGACAGAAUGGUUCGGAUGCUGAAGAUUCCCCUCUUGCCAUCAAGGAUGGCACAAUGAGCGACUCAGGGUCUGACAAGGAGUUUGGGUUCUCAAGCAACUUGAUGGGCUCCCAGCCAUCCGGAAGCAGAUCGCGCAAGCGCUCUCCUUCUCCUGGUGGAGAUGCUCCCGGCAGAUCAAAAAAGCGAAACGCAGCUCCUGGCCUUGGUGAUCACCCCGUGCCUUCCACUGCCACCGCUUCCAAACUUCGUUCUUCAACUGAGGAGGCCGCGUGUGAGAAAGCCCAAGCGGCUCUUGACAAGGCCAAGGAGAGUUUCAGUGAAGAGAAGUUGUGGGAGACCAAAAUUCGAGCACGUCAGAUCGAGAACGUGUCCAACAGCCUGGCAACCUUGUCUACUCCGCUGUCUAGCAGCGAAAAUCUUCAAACUCAGACCUUGUGUAAGGACAUGAUGCACUUUGCUGAGAAGACAGAGAAGAUCUUCAAACUUUUCCAAGCGGUUCGACAAGCGCCUCUCGAGUCAAUCAAGGCCUUGACGGAUGAGCACAAGGCCGCCACUCGCAUGUUAUGCCCGCCUGUGAUCUCCAAGGUCUCGACUUGGCUGGCCACCCAGGCCUUGAAAGAUUUGGAAAAUGACGCCACUUUGCAGCAGCGGACUGAAGCCUUGUUCCACCUCAUGUCGCUCCAUCGGGAAGGCUUUACCUUGCGCACCUAUGCGGAAGCUGCUGCCAAAGAUUCGGGAGAACAAGCACCAGGCCCGUCCGUAGAGCCCGGAGCUCGUGGACUGCAACUGCAGCUGUUUUCAAUGUGGAUUGACAAAGUCUUUCGGGCCAAGAACGAGCAGAAAUUUCGCCGAUUGGUUGCCCAGGCACCGAGCUUUGCCGUCAAGCUGCACAACUUUGACGCAGAAGCUCCUCUCAACUUUGAAGACGGUGAGAACCAUUGCACCAAGCUUCGCUUGGAGACUUUCACCCUCAAGACCAUGACCAAAGAUUUUGAGGCAGCUGGUCAUCACCAAAGCAUUAGUUCUUCUUCCUCUUCCUAA
Messenger RNA from Cladocopium goreaui, 1221 nucleotides. The record is from the annotation of a GenBank genome assembly. Lineage: Eukaryota; Dinophyceae; Suessiales; Symbiodiniaceae.